This is a messenger RNA of Ectocarpus siliculosus, 9672 nucleotides long. The record is from the annotation of a GenBank genome assembly. NCBI's taxonomy places the organism in Eukaryota, Phaeophyceae, Ectocarpales, Ectocarpaceae.
AUGUUGUGUUACCGCCAGGUGGAAGCUUUUCUAGAGGCGAAGGGCGGCGGCGGAGGCACCGGAGGCAGAUAUAGGAGCAGUGACAUGCGAGACCUAGCGGCGCUGCACUCGCUCGGCUCCCACCCGCUAACGCUCGACCUCGUCUGCGAGCUCGCUAACGAGGAACCCAACGCCGCGGCACCACCGCCGGGAGAAGACAAGAGCUUCCUCGCCUCGAUGCCCGCCUUCUCUACCACUCCCCCCUUCUCCUCCGCCGCAGCUACCGCCGCCGCAGACACUUCUCACGCGCUCUGGAUGGAAGGUCGCCCGAACAGGCCGACCCGCGCGUGGGUGAUGGCCUGCUGGCUCGAACGAGCCAUGAAGAGCGGCGCCGGGUUUUCCUCCCGCGGCGGGGUGAAGAGCAGGAUCGGGGGGGCGGUGGCGGCGGAGCGAGAAAGGGGCGGGGCAGCCACGGGCAUUACCACCUCCGCCGGGGUGGUUUUAUCUUCGUCUUCUGCUCGUGGGCUGCACUCUGCGGAGGACUUGGCAUUUUCUAUGUACCAGGCUGGUCGAUGGACGAUGGACGCCGCCCCUCCCGAGAUGCAGACUUCUGCGCAACUCUUGCAGUUGCGGCUGCAUAAGCUCGUGCCACUCAGCAGCGGCAGGCUUUGGGGCUUCGCAAAGAGCGGCCUGAUGGAGUUCCUCGUGGCCUCGCGGGUAAGGAGAGGGGUUUUGGAGGAGGGGGAAAGGCGGCGGGAAAGGACCAUCGCAGUGACCCAGAACAAGGAAGGAGUUGAACUCGCGCCCGAUCUACCCGACCCCAACCCCAUUCUGGGCGCGCUGAGCUUCUGUCCCUUUGAGAGCGAAGGCGGCGGCGGCAGUGGCUCCGUUGGGCACCCCGGUGGCGGCCUCGUGCUGGCGUUCCUUGGCGAGAUGUGCUCCACCGACUCGGUGUUCGCGGAGCUGCUGCUGCAGCUGGUGGACGACUCCAAGCAGCACGUUCAGGAAAGGACCUGCGCCACCACAUAUGCCGACGGCAGCAACAGCGGGAGCAGAACUAGCAAGCGCGCCGUCAGCGAGGACGAUAGCGGCAGCAGACACCCGAGCGAAAAGGUGGCGGCCGACGGCGGCGGGGACGGGGACGAAGCUGCUCGAGAUCGUGCGCUCAUGGUGGCCGCGGCGAACGCUAUGACCGUCCUCUGCCGCUCUGGGCAUUCCUUCGCCGGGAUGGACCUUUCACAAAUUAAGAUCCCCGGAGCGGUGCUCGACAGAGGGAUUUUCGACGGCUGCUCAUUCGUCGCCGCCGACCUGACGGGCUGCUCCGUGAGGGACGUCUCCCUUCGCCGCUGCAACCUCGCCCGCGCGAGGCUGGGCAGCCUGAAUAUCGGGGCCCUACCGACCCUCCGCCCCUUCGGCAGCGGCAGCAGCGGCGGCGCUACCCUAGUGCCUGCGGGGGGGGUCGGAGAUGCCAGAGGCGUUGUGGAGGCGGCGGCGGCGAUGGUGGCAGGACCGAGAUCGGGGGGAGGGGACAAUACCCGGGCAGGGGAAGAGAUGAUCGGGAGGGUGGGGGUGUCGGCGGACCGCACCGUUGUGGCGGUGCUCUCGGGCGACGGGCGGUGCGCAAAGAUCCUCAGAACUGGCUCUCUACAGGAGGUUUGCCGAAUGUCCCCGGGGACCGGGCGGGUAUUUUCCUCGGAGCUGCUACUGCUGUCGCCGAGGGGACACCUCGUCCUCGCCUACACCGUCUCAGCCGGGGGUGUAGGAGGAGAAGGGGGCCGGGAGGAGAGCCCGGGAGGGUCACCGGAGGGAAAGUAUCUCGAGCUGCGCCGGGUGGUGGGAUUGGGGGAGGGAAACGGAGGCGACGGGGGCGACCACGAAGGCGAGGCGCGGCUAGUCUUCCAGGAACCUUGCGCCCCCAAGACGGCACACCCUUCGUUCUUCCCAGACGAUACUCGUUUCGUUCACCAGCACGGAGACAACGACGUCGGUGUGGUAGACUGUGCCAGCGGCGAGUCCGUAGACAUGAUCAGGGUUGAUCUUUCGCCGAUGCAAGAGACACAGCAGCCCCAACAGCACGGGCAAGAAGCGAACAGUUCGACCAAGCGCGAAGAGCGAGGCGGCACCUCAGCGCCGGUGCCUUCCAUCCGUAGCCUUCGCGUUACUCCAGACCAAACGAAGGUGCAAGUGGGCAUUUCGAAAGGCAUUAUUCUGGAGUACGAGCUAGAGGGGCAGGCCUCGCACGAGCAGGCCUGGCUGAGAGUUGGCUAUGAGGCACUCAUCGGGCGCAGAGUGGUUGACGCCCCUGUGCAUGGCGACGGCGGACUCUUUGCCGUGAUGGGUCCGGACCGGGUGAUCCAGAUCCGUUCUUGGCGCGUGAAAUCGUCGUCGAAGUGCAACAAAGGCAAAACCCCCGGAGAAGGGAGCGACGAAGGCUGUACGGUUUCAGAGAGGGAACUGGCUCGCCUAUGGUGCGGUGACGAGGAGAAGAUCGAGGAGCUGGCGUUCGCUUCCACGGGGGAUUCCUUCCUGACUCGCGAGCCCGAGUCUGGUACCGCCUCACUCUGGUCCAUCAAACCCGACGUGGCCCUCAUACAGCGGAUGAAGAACGUUUGCUGCCACAUGACACCGGAGCUGUUCCUGGCGAGCGGCAAGGCCCUGGCUCUGGCCCACAACGACUGCACCGUCAAAGUGUACUCGUGCGAGACGGGCGAAGUUCUCCUGUCCCACUGCGUUCCCUCACCGGCCUCUUCGGUAGCUGUCACCACGGCGCCUAAGGAGCAAGACGGUGGUGACGCCGGAGAACGCGGUGGCAGUGGCAGCCGCGUCAGUUGCCGCAGCGGGCGAUGUUCCCCGUCCGAUGCCAUCCUCCACGCGUUUACCACAGCGGGCCAGAUUCAUCGUUGGCGUCUUUCCCUCCGUACGUCGACUGAACGGGAUGUCCCUUUCUCCAGUGUAAGUGGCGCGGACGGCGGCGGCCGUGGUCCGGUUCGAGCGGCAGCGGCAUUGCCGGCGGGAUGCGGCAGCGGCGGGAGGCACCUCAUUGUACUAGCCGGGGACCGAGGGCUGGUGGCCGUGGACGCCGAGCGGGGCGAGCUCGUGCAAGAGCUCACGGGUGCAGGGGGGGCGCAUAGGGGGGACAGCGAGGGUGGUGAUGACAGCGGCGGUCGCGGCGACGGUGGCGGGGGAGUUUCUCAUGUGGUCGUGACACCCGACGAAACGACGAUCGUCUCCGUCGGAGAUGACAACAAGCUAGUGGAGUGGGACGCCCGGACCUACGCGAUGAGGAGCAGCCGUCAGCUAAACUCGGAGCCAGGGGAGGCAGCGGCGUCCCGACGGCGAAUACCUUGGGUGGAGCGGAGAGGGUGCCGGCGGCAUCGUCGUCCCCACCGCUCUAUGGCCGUCGCGAUGACCCUGUGCAGCCGAGGGCGCAUCCAGCUGUGGGAUUUGGCGACGUAUCGGGAGUGCUGUAGAGCAGGAGCCGGCCGGACGGCCUCGAAUUCGCCGUCGCCCUCCUCCUUCGUAACCGCCGAGUGGGUCGCGCACGACGGACCGGUCACGUCCAUGGCGGCGAGGCCAAAGGUCCCCAAGCCGUCGCUUUUGCCGCCACCAUCUCCGGCGAAGGGGAGGGGCUCCGGGGGGCGCCGCGGCACGGGUACCGGGAACGGAGGGGACGAGACCACCGCUUCCGACGUAAUCGUAGGAGUUGACGCGCACAUCCACCUCUUGAUGUCCAGGAGACCCCCGGCAGUCGCCACUGGCGGCGGGGACGGCCUGGUAAGGGUCUGGACAGACGAAGGGAUGGCAACGUGCGCGGAAGCCGACGGCGCGUCUCUCCUCUCACCUGAGGCGGGGGGUGGCAGGAGAGGCCACGAGGGGGCGGUGCUCUGUGUCUGCUGGCACCCGGGGGGGGAGAUGCUCGCGUCCGCCGGGCAGGACUGGGCGAUUUGGUUGUGGAACGCGAACGGGCGGUCUCUCAGCUACAUCCAUGCGCACCAGCGGUGGACGCGUGUGCUGUCCUUCUCGGACGGCGGGGAUUUCCUGACAUCGUACGCGGCGGGAGGGGGAUUCGCCGGGUGGGCCGUGGCGGUGUCGGAGAAGAAGCAGGAGUUCAAGAUCCGGUGGAAGCAGCCUCAGAGACUGAUCGCGACACACGCUGAGCUCGACGACACCCUCGGCCUUUCCGCCGAGAACGCACAAGCGCUCUGCGACCACGGAGCAGUAGCGUCGCUACCGCCACCGUCGACCAAAUCAGAACCCACCCCAGCCGCCGGCCUCGCCGGUACCACCACCAGCGUCGCUGCCCUCGCCACGACGACCGCCAUCGAGACCCCGAUGUUGGUGGUCUCCGCAACCCUGCACGCGCGCAUCCAGGACGCAGAUUGGACCGUCGACGGGGUCCGUUCGCUCGCGUGGCCCGCCGGCGACCACGACCUGGAGGCCAGGAACUCGGAGGGGAUGACAAUGCUCUUGAGCGCGGCGAGGCACGGGAGGGGCCACAUGGUCGAUUCGUUCCUGUCCGCCGGCGUGAAUAGAAACGCCGUGGACGACCGGGGGUACACGGCUGUUUGCUGGGCUGCUGCCGGGGGCUUCUCCACGAUACUACGCGCGUUGCUGUUCUCUGACGAAGGGGCCAACCCUAACCACGUGACCAGCGACGGAGACAACCCGGCAAUUCUAGCCGCGAGAGGGGGUCACCUCUGCGCCAUCGCUGAGUUGGAGGAGGGCGGCGCCGACCUGAACAUGGGUAACCAGCUCGGGGAAACUGCCCUGAUCGCUGCCAGCCGGGCGGGGAAAACGGAGGUGGUGGCAUUCCUGGCCGGGCUGACGGGGGCGGACCUUGAGCGGAGAGAUGGAGUCCGCUGUACCACCGCCCUCGCCGCAGCCGCCUCCUUCGGCCGCACCGGCUGCGCUAGGGUCCUCCUUGCCAGGUGCGCGGACCUGUUCGUACCCGCCACCGACGGCCGCGCGCCGGUCUUCUUGGCGUCGUCGGGCGGCCACCUCGCCACCCUCCGGCUGCUGUUGGACGCGGCGGGGGCUGACCGGGAGAUGGAGAUCGCGCGGCCGGACUCCGCGGGGCGGACUCCGGUCAUGGCGGCCUCGGCGAACGGUCACCUGGGCUGCCUGCGGGCGCUGCUCGGAGACGACGGUGGCGGGGGUGGAGGACCGGAGGAGAACGGGGCGGAGGAGCGGCAGGGGUGUGUACCCGGCAUCGACGCCCCGGACGGCCAGGGCAGGACAGCGCUCAUGCACGCGUGCAUCUUCGACCAGACUGAGUGUGUGAAGUUCCUCCUGUCCAAGGGCGCUCGAGUCGACAUUGGCGACAACCGCGAAACCACCCCUAUCAUGCUUGCAGCGGGAGCCGGGCACGAGUCCUGCCUCUGCAUCCUCAUCGAAGCCUGUUCGGUGGCGGCCGCCGCCGCCGCCGCCGCCGCGACGAGCGACGCCUCGGCGUCCAACCCGGUCACGCCGCGGUCCCUCGCCUUCUACAAGGCCGACCUCCUCGACGUGGCCGACGCCGACGGCAACAACGCGUCCCACUACGCCUGCCGUGCGGGAGAGGACGGGACCCUGGCCCUCCUCGCCGAUGCUGGCGCCGGCCUCGAGCUCCCCUCUGGGGCCUCCGGCACUGGCGGCGCGGGACUGCGCCCUGUGCACCUCACCGUCGUCCACGGCUUCCUCUUCUGCUUGGAAGAGCUUGCCGAUCGCGGGGUCGACCUGGAGGCCACCGACGGGGACGGGGAGACGCCGCUGUUGCUCGCGGUUCGGUGCGGAAGCGAGGCAUGCGUCGAGUUCCUCUUGACCGAGGGAGAAGAAGAGACCAAACCUUCUGACGCCAACGGCGCUGCUUAUGCCGCCGGAUGCCCGAUGGUCGACCCGAACCGCCGGUCGGGAGGAGGAGGAGGGGUUGGGCGAGAGCGGCCGCUAAACUCGGCCGCUCGCCUCGGUAGGACGUCGCUCGUCCUUCUCCUUCUCAGCGCCGGCGCGGACCCUGCCGAGACGGAUCGCGACGGCGAGACCGCAGUCCACGCGGCGGCGAGGUGCGGCCAGGCCGGGAUCAUCAAGGCGCUCGCUCAAGCCAGUGGCGGGCGGCCACCGCCGCGCCAGCCGCGCGUGCCCACCGGCGUCAGCGGCGACGAGAGCCGCAGCGACAAGGGCGACCUCCCUCCCUGGUGGUUCAUGGUGACGGAUGCCGUGGAGACGGCCACGUUUGCCGCCGCCGUCGAGGGCCACGCCGGCGUCCUGCGGUCGCUUCUGGCGGUCGGUGCGCUGGAGACCUCGCGCCCCAACGCGGCGGGAGAUACGCCAAUGGGUGCGGCUGCGCUGGCGGGACACUCGGAGGCUCUUCAGGUCCUGGUAGAGGCCGGCGGCGAUGUCAACGACACAGAUAAAGCUGGCCGCACUUCCGCCUAUUCUGCGGCCAUCAGCGGGCACGUCAGCACCCUGGCGCUCAUCCUCGGCGACGCCGACUGCAACACCGGGGGCGAGUGCAACAGCUCCGGGGGGAGACUGAGGGGCAAGGGUGCGGGCGGAGGCAAGGCCGCCCUCGGCAACCCCGCGGCGGUAGACACUCCGGACAACAACGGGAGCACUCCUCUUUGGGCCGCCGCGGCACGCGGGCAUCUCGACACUGUCGAGUACCUCGUCGGCCGGUGCGGGGCGUCCCCUCAAGCUCGAGAUGCGCAGGGGACCACGGCCGCUUGGAUGGCUGCCGAGAGUGGGCACACGCGCUGCCUGAAGGUUCUCCUGGGCGAGGGAGCGGACGGGAGCCUCGCCAACGAUGAUGGCUUCACGCCGGCACUGAUCGCCGCUCAGGGGGGCCACGCCGAAUGCCUCCGGGUGCUGGCCAUGGCCGGAGCGGACAUGAACAUCACGGGUCCUGCGGGCAACUCGGCCGCCGGGCUCGCGGCGAUGGGGGGGCACAUCAACUGCCUGGAGGUGAUCACCGGUACCGGCGGCGACCUGGACGUGCCCAACAACGACGGACACACUGCGGUCUUCGCGGCCGCAAUGCACGGCCGCUUGGACUGCCUCCGCGUUCUGGCUGCCGCCGGUGCCCACCUCACCCGCCGCGAUGCAGCUGGAAAUACCGCCGCUAUGGUCGCCGCCAACCACGACCAGGUCUGCUGCCUCGAGUUCCUCGUCGAGCAGGCGGGCCGCAGUGUCCUAUCCGAGAAGAAUGACCGCGGCAUGUCCCCGAUCUGCUUCGCCUUGCUGUCUGGGAGCGCCGAGACCGUCGCCUUUCUCUCCGUCUUCGACCCGGGGCUAAUGAUCGACCCGGACUCGAAAGGGUGGACCCCGGCGCAUUUCGCCGCUGCCCAAGGACAGCUGGGGUGCCUCAAGACCAUCGUGGAGGCUUACGCCAACAACGAAGCGCUUGCGGGCCAGGUUCUCGGCGCCGACGCAGCUGACCGCCGCGGCGGUGCUGGUGGUGAGGGUGGAGGUGCUUCCUCGCUACUCCCCGGUUGGUGGGUAAACGUUAUGCGUGGGGUCGGUAGGGGUGAGGCGCGCUCUGCUUCCCCGUCGGGCUCUGACUCGGGGGGCUCUGCCUCGGAGGAACGCAAGCGGCGGUUGCAAGGGGCGUUCGCGGCGCGCCUUGACGGGCAUGGUGAAUCGCCGCUCCACGCCGCCGCCCGGGCGGGACACCUCCACACGUAUGCGUACCUCGUGGAGGAGGUCGGGUUGAGACCGGAGGACGCCAACAGUCGAGGAGAAACGUGCUUGUGGAUCGCGGCGGCUAAUGGGAGGUUGGAGAUUCUUCGACUGUUAGUGAAAGAAGGACUGGACGUGAACGCCCCCGACUACAAGGGCUGCUCGCCGGCCCAUGCGGCCGCUCGCGAGAACCAGGUCGAUGCCCUCGCCGUCCUAACCGAGCGCGCGUGCUCGCCAAGAGCCAGCGGCGGCAGCGGUAGGGACUUGGGCAUCAAGAGCCCCGUGCUCGACCUGGACGCCAAGGAUAUCAACGGCGCGUCUCCGCUGCACUACGCCGUCGCGGCGAGGCACCUAAGCGCCCUGGCUUUCCUCUGCGACGCCGGGGCGAACGUGGACGCGGUGGACGCGAGCGGGAGGACGCCUUGCUGGCAGGUGGCGGAGGAUGGAGAGCGGUGGUUCUUCGAGCAGGCCGGCCUGCUGGACCUGCUGGCGUCCAGAGGAGCCGAUCUCAACAAGUCCCCCGAGACCGGAACCACCCUAGCCCACAUCGCCGCGCUCAACGACGACCCCGGCUGCUUGAAGGUGCUUUGUGAGAGGGGCGCGCACGUGGACACAGUGGACCAGUUCGGGAACACGCCCGUCAUGUUCGCCGCCAUGGCCGGCGGUGUGGACAGCGUUCAGAUGCUGACUGACCGCGGGUGCGAUCUUAGCAGGGGAAACCACCAGGGGGCCACCCCGGCCUUCUUCUCCGCCCAGGAUGGCCACACCGAAUGUCUGUCCCUCCUGCUCUCCCUGGGAGCCGACGCGCGCGUGGGGAGGGUCGACGGGGGCACACCGCUCAUGAUCGCCGCCCAGAACGGGCACGCAUCCUGCGUCGAGGUCCUCCUGAGCCCGUCGCUGUGCCUCCUCCCCUCGCCCUCUGUGUCUGUCGCCACCGACGCUGGUGCUUUUCGGACACUCACGCCGCCAAAUACCGUCUGCGACAGCAUUGGUUCCAGCAGCAGCGCCAGCAGCAAUGCCAGCGGCGGCAUCGGCGAAGGCGGCGGUGGCACCCCACAACCGCACCAAAUGCCGGCGGAACGCCCGCGCGCGGGUCUCGAGUCGCGGACUUCUAGCGGGUACUCCGCGUUGAACCUGGCCGUCGUCUCCGGGGAGAACUCGUGCGCGAAGGCGCUCCUCGCAGCCGGGGCUGACGUCGAGGCAGUCGACCCCGACGGGCGGACCCCGCUCCACCUCGCCGCCGCCGCCGGAGACGCCCUGAUGUGCGGGAUCCUCCUCGAGCACGGGGCGCUGCCCUGGCGGCGGACGGCGGACGGGUUGGAGCCGGCGAUGGUGGCCGCCCUCCAGGGGCACGACUUGGCCGCGCGGCGGAUCAUCGAGGACGCACGCCUUACCCCGGGGGACGGGACCGAUGUCGCCGGGGAGGCGAUCUCAAGGUACCGCGCAGAUGCAAGGGAGCGCGCGGGCGGCGCGUCGGAUUCUCCUCUUUCUCGUGGCGUUGGCGGUGGCGGUGGCGGUUUCGGGGGCGGCUACGACGACGGUUUCGAGCGCACCAAGGCGCUCUUACCGGCCAGCGUUGCUCGGCUCCCGCCCGCCUUAACAACCCGCCAAGGCGAAGGGCCGUCUUCUGCCGUGAUUCAGGCAGGGCUUGGCCUCGCUGAGGAAGAAGGCGGCGCCGCCAGCAGCACCGGGGGCAACAGGAGCUCAGGCCGCAGAGUUGCCGAAAGGAGGAGGGAGAAAUCGAGCGCGUCCAUCGAUGAUAAGCCUUUCCGGGCACCUAGUCCUAUCGCCGCUGCCGCUGCUGCAGCCGCGGCCGCGAUACGUGUAGCCGUUCCGUCCUUCAUGCCCAUAAACAACGGGAGCAGCACUGUCCUUGUUGGCGCUGGAGCUGCCGGUGCCGAUGCCGGUGCUAGUGCUGGUGGCACUCAAUCGUCCUUGUGGUCAGGAUUGCGCCGGGAGGAAAAGGACGGCGCUACAUCGGGGGUUAGGCAGGAAAACGCCUCCAAGGAAAAGACGCCGUUACGGGCAAAGCACCGGCAGUAG